AUGGCCUCAAUGCGAUGUCGUUUUAGAGUUCAAAACAAGAACAUCUUCCUCACAUAUCCAAAAUGUUAUGUUCCUAAAAAGAGAUUGUUAGAGAAAAUUAGAGAGCUGUUCACAAACAGGCCACCAAAUUAUGUGCGGGUUGCAUAUGAAUUACAUGAGGACGGUGAACCACAACUCCAUGCUCUUGUCCAAUUUCCAUACCGUUUUCAGACACAGGAUGAACGGUUCUUCGACGUUACGCACGAUCAAACUAAUCGGCAUUUCCAUCCAAAUGUACAAUGGGCCAACAACCAUCAGAAUGUAUUGGAAUACAUUUCCAAACACGGAGAUUACACGGAAUGGGGCGAAUUCCAUCAGAGGGGCCGCUGCGCUAACCAGGACAACAAAGAAAAUAUAUACCAUGAGGCUCUUGCAGCCGGAAGCAAAGAAGAAGCUAUGGCAUUGAUACAGUGUGGAUCGUUCCAACAGCCAUACAGCAAUGGGUUGCGGAAAAUAUAA
Molecule: messenger RNA, 498 nt
Organism: Camellia sinensis
Lineage: Eukaryota; Viridiplantae; Streptophyta; Magnoliopsida; Ericales; Theaceae
Biological process (GO): DNA replication
Molecular function (GO): structural molecule activity
Source: RefSeq, a predicted model, not a curated record